Zootoca vivipara (common lizard) is the source of this 7501-nucleotide messenger RNA. It is a transcript of the gene OTUD3, whose product is annotated as OTU deubiquitinase 3. Gene Ontology annotation, molecular function: cysteine-type deubiquitinase activity. Gene Ontology annotation, biological process: protein K6-linked deubiquitination; protein K11-linked deubiquitination; protein K27-linked deubiquitination. The record is from RefSeq and is a predicted model, not a curated record. Lineage: Eukaryota; Metazoa; Chordata; Lepidosauria; Squamata; Lacertidae.
CUAUGAUCCCCACUUCUUAGUUGCUUCCGCGUCAGGCGGAAGUGGGCGUGACGCGCAGGCGCAGUAACGAGAACCGCGCUCGCCGCCGACUGACAGGAGCCGGUUUUCCGGCUCUCCCGCGACGAUGUCUCGCAAACAAGCGGCGAAGGCCCGGCCGGGGAAGGCAGAGACGGAGCGGAAACGGGACGAGCGAGCGGCUCGGAGGGCGCUGGCGCGCGAAAGGCGGAACCGACCCCAGGCUGAGGGCGAGGGAGGCCUGGCCGGGCAGCUGCAGGCGCUCGGGCUGCGACUCAGGGAGGUGCCGGGCGACGGGAAUUGCUUGUUCCGGGCUCUUGGAGACCAGCUUGAAGGUCACUCCCGAGACCACCUCAAACACCGCCAGGAAACUGUGGACUAUAUGAUAAAGCAACGGGAGGACUUUGAGCCUUUUGUGGAGGAUGAUGUUCCUUUUGAGAAGCAUGUUUCCAAUUUGGCACAGCCUGGAACUUUUGCUGGCAACGAUGCCAUUGUAGCCUUUGCGAAGAACAAUCAAGUCAAUGUUGUCAUCCACCAGCUCAAUGCCCCUCUGUGGCAGAUUCGUGGAACAGACAAAAGCAAUGCUCGAGAGCUGCACAUUGCAUAUCGAUAUGGAGAGCACUAUGACAGCGUCCGGAAGAUUAAUGACAACUCUGAGGCUCCUGCCCGGUUGCAGACGGAGAUGUUGUGCAGAAACGAAUGUAAUAAAAAAGAGAAGCAGGAAGCAGAAUCAGAAGAGGAAGUCCAAGACGAAAUUGAGGAUGCUGUCCAGAAAGUGAGGAAUGCAACCGGCUGCCUGGAUGCUGAAUUAAUCAUCCGGAUCCUUGAAACGGAGGACUACAAUAUCGACUCUGCAAUAUUUGUUGUGUGUCAGAUAAAUGAAGUGAAAAGGCUCCAUGCUGAGAAAGCCCAAGAAGCCCAGGAAACAAACCGACUGAAACUGCAUCCCAGGCCAGCCCUGUGGGAAGAAAAUGGAAGUGGCAGUAGGAUUUUUGGGAGCCAGGAAAUAGAAAACAACAAGCUCCAAAUGAGCUCGCUGGAAGCAAACCAAGCCAGUAAAAAGCAGGCACCAAAGGUGUCCAACAGGCAGGAGAAGAAGCAACAGCGGCUGGAGAAGAAGCGAAGGCAGGAAGACAGACACCGGCAGAAAGUCCUAGGAGGCAAGAGCAACCUCUCAGACAAUAAUAAAAACGCCAUGGAGUCUGAGUCGCAGGUCACCCUGGUGAAGACCAUUGCAGCUCUCAACAUCUGACUUAAUGGUGUUUCCCUAUUUCUGAUGUGCGUGGGGAAAUGAAACUCUGGCCGCUGAACUUUGCAUCCCAAAAGUACCUUCUUCAGAGCAAACACUUCACCCCUGUCUGUCUUUGUGAACAGGGGUGUCUGCUAUGCUGUUUAACUGACAGUUAAACAAUUCUUCAGUUGUGCACAAGAACACUGGUGUGGGAUGGCUGAGCAGUUCCUGUGCUGGAGCCUGGACAACAGAGGCCUUAGGGGUGGAAUCCCCAAUCAUGGAUCCUCUCGCUGCAGAGCUCAUGGAAUUUGCUCCCGAAUCUUCCAUGGCCACUUCCCAAUUUAUCUUAUUUUCAGUGACCCCCGCCUGCAGGAGGGUUAAAGGGUUUCUUUGCUCAGGAACACAUCUUCUUUUUGGCAAAGUCAGCAGGGAAAAAAGAAAACUGCUUCUGACUUACAUCCCAAAGUGAAAACUUAUCUACCAAAGUUGGUACUGACCCUGUUAGAUUGUUGCUUCCCCCCCCCCCCCAAUCCCAAUCCCCAUGGCAAUAUUGUUAAAUUCUAGACAAUGAUCAAUCGUGCACUUUAGCCUACGGAAAUGAUGGUGGCUUGUGUCUGGGUGUGUGUGUGGUGGGUUGUGGGUUGUGUGCAUAGUAACAAAUUCUAUACAGACAGGCCGAUAGUGUAGAGAAACUUUCCCUAUCUGCGGCAGGGUUUGUUUGAUCAAUUACUCACUUGCACCCCUAGCAGGAAUAGGCCACAAUUGUGUCACAGCACUGGUUGGGUAGCUGUCCACCAUUACAGACUUGUAGGGGAAGGGCCAGAUCUCAUCUUGUGCCUGCCCUUAUGGGAUUCUUAGUCCUGCCCCACUUAUGCAGGGAGAUGGGCUCCUCCUGUGGGGGUGGGCAAAUCAGAGUAUGAAGUGGCUGAGCAGCGCUACCUAAGUUGGAUUUCAACUGUGGCCACUUCACUGACAAUGGGGAGGAAAUGGACAAACCCCAUCCUUGCCAGCUUACUAUGGUAGUAUGUGAUGCAAACAAGGCUGACCCAAAGUGUACUUUCAUCUUGAACAUUGGCAGCUUUGUUUCCUUGUGAAUGUCAUGGCCUUCAUCCAAAGACACUUGGUACUCAAAGAAUUGCUUCUUUAUCAUGUUAAAUUUAUAGACCCAAGAAAUUAUACUGGCAAACUUCCAAGGGACACUUGUUCCUUAAUUUUGUUUGCUAAAAAAACGUUUUCCUCCCUAGAGAGUUCUAUUAUAGUUUUUUUGGGGGGGUUUAAAGGCUAAUUCAGCAGAUAUUGCAGCGAAGGGGAAGUUACCCCCUGCCCGCAAUCCCACCAGCAGCUUUUGGAUUCCAAUCCUUGUCAUCUCUGACCAGUUCCUAGGCUGACUGGAGUGGAACAGGGUUUGUGUGAUUUCAAUAUGUAUACUCUGCAGUUGCCAUAAAGAGUGGCUUUAGUGUGCCUCAAUGGGUUGUUUAGGAAGGCAAAAUUUGGAUGGAAGCAACUUUUUUAUCCUAGUGCUGCAAACAGUUGGAAAAUGUGACACUUGCCUGAUGGUGGUUUGGAAACAGGAUUCUGGUGCUUGUGGUACUUAUAAGCCAAAGGGUGAAUUUAGGCAACUCAUACUAAAAAUGCCAUUCAACUAAAAAAGGGCAGAGGGAAAGCUUAGGACCGCUGGGAGUGGCAUGAUGUAAGCUGCUAGUGCAGCCUUGGCCACUUGGGAACUGUUAGUCCAAUAUACCUGGAGGGCAGCAAUUUGCCCAAGACAAAGGCAAGUGGUUGCCCCUGCCCUUAUAACGGAAGCUGUUGCCAGAACUGUCAAUCAUGCCUCUCACCAGGCUAUGCGGACAGUGCAGUUUGGUGAAGGUUCUCCUUACAGUUAGUUCUAUAGUGCCAACAAUCUGGACAGCUGUUCAGCAACCCCAAGAACUUUUCCUCUCGGUGACAUCAAGUAAUGACAGUCCUCUUCAUUCUGGAAAAGAGAGCCAUAGCAGAGAUCCAGGUUUAAGGUUGUAAAUAUGUUUGGUGGCUAAUGGAGGGGAUAAAAGUUCCGUAUCUUUGUGGUUAUCAAAAUAAAGUUGGCCUUGUUGACACUAUCAACCAGUUAAAACAGCCACCUUUCCCUUUCACUGGCCUGUGGUUCUUCCUGGCAGUGGCCCACAGCCAAAGAGCAGGUCCUGCGCUGGCAUUCAGGAUUGCACAAGCCACUGCUUUCCCCAGCAUGCACAAAUUGUAUGCCCACUGUAUUUUCACCCACUUUUGCUUCUGGCCCCCCGACCGCCAUUGGCACAAGAAACACUUGCCUCUGCAGGAAAGUUCAAGGGGCAAAAAAACAAAAAACUGAACUAAGGGAAAGCAGCACUAAAAACCAGCAAUAGAAGCAGUUAAAGCACCAUAGGCAGGAAUAAGAAUCAAGAGUUUUAUGUGGUGCAGAAAAGCAGACGGCUGCUGAGUGGUCUGGGAAGAAUUUUCCAUGCAGAGGCUUAACAUUGUCAAAGCCCUAAUACUCUCUUUGAUUGUAUUCUUAUUUCAUAUUACAUGUAUAUCUCCCCUUUCCUCCUAUAUGAUUAUGACCCACAUGAUUCCCCCUCCCUCACUUUAUUCUCAUGACACUCCUGUGGAGAGAGAGUGACCUGACCUGAGGUCAUUCAGGGAGUUUCACGGCUGAGUGAGGAUUGAACCCUGGUGUCCUGGUCUGGCACUCUAGCCACUAAACCACACACACACACACUUGCCACAUGUAGUGGAGUGAUUUGCCUCUGGGUAAUCCUGAAGAUAGCAGAGUGUGUGAUCCAUAUCUUGGAAGAACAGGGACAGCAAGGCCUUUGUGUUCCCCAAGCAAAAUGUGUUGGACACAUCAGGCAGUUUAGCAAAGCUUGCAGUAUAAUUUGAGAUUUAUCAAAUUCCAAUGCCAACCCAAAUGCAAGAAUUUACAAACGAUAUGUCCUUUUGAAGGACGAGCAAAAUAUCAUAGCUUCUUGAGAGUAAAUUUGGGAUCUGUUUACAAAAUCAUAAGACAAGAUCAACAUUGCACUGAACUAACCUUGCCUGCAAACAUCUGAUGAACUCAGUCAAAUGGAGCAAACAUUUCAGGGCUCUAGAAAUAAUAUUCACUGCCUACAGUUUGGCGCAUAUCUUUCCUCCUGGGGGCAGAUCCUUUAUUUAACCUGUUUGGGCUUGAUAAAUAUUUGGUCUUAACAUUUGCUGAGCUUUUGAGGCAGGGCAGUAAAUCCCACGAGUAUUCAUGCUGCUUAAUGCCCACUUUGGGAUCACAGAUCUCCACUUGUCAGUAGUGCCUGCUCUUCAUCUGCUUGCACUGGAGUCUCUAGCUGGAUACUUUUUGGUUCUCAUGGGAACUGCUUGGCUACUGUCCAUUCCUUCACGGGUUACAUGUGACAAACAGUGGUAAAACUGCCUUCACCUGUGGAGGCAGAGUACAGUAUAGUCCAGGCAUCCCCAAACUGCGGCCCUCCAGAUGUUUUGGCCUACAACUCCCAUGAUCCCUAGCUAACAAGACCAGUGGUCAGGGAUGAUGGGAAUUGUAGUCCAAAACAUCUGGAGGGCCGAAGUUUGGGGAUGCCUGGUAUAGUCAUUGUGGCUAGUAGCCCUAAAGCCCUACCUUGCUCUUCAUUGUGCUGAACCUCUUCUCUACUUGCUCUUUUCUUUUUGAUUAAUGUGGGGAGCAUUCAAAAAUGGUACCUCCCAACUGCAAUUCAAAGUAGUGUAGCUCAGUCCUCCAAACCUCAUUCUUCUGUAUGUGUCAGACGAGCUGAGAUUCCAUUGCAGCUUUGUUCACCCCCCAAAUACUCUGUUGCAGUUUGGGAAAUAAUGGAGGAGACCAUGAAUUCCAUGUUCCUUGUUUUUAUUUACUCAUGUCUGCAGCUUCUCAACUGCCCAUCAUCCAGAAUAGAUCUCAGGAUGGCUUACAAAGCAUUUCUAAGAAGAAACAAUUCACCAUUAAGUCACUUGAAAAAAACGAGUUUGGGGUUGAGGUCACAUCAUGUGGUAGGGUCAAUUCCAAGUCUGAGGGGGCCUCACUUGAGGUGGAGAAGCUGUCCUAGAAAUUUCCAACAAUGCCCUGGAGUGACACGACACUUAAGGGCAUUGUGGGAAAUAAAAAUGGCGAGUGCCUCCCAGACCAAGUUGCCAGGUGCUGGAGGCCCAGGAGAGGUAGGAGUGGUGCGGCCUGCCCAGUUGUUGAGGCCCCCACGGCAUCUCAAGUGUGUCAGGUGAUGACACUGGCACUGCAGGGUUGACUCCAAGAAAUGAUGGGUGAAAUAAACAUUGGGCAAGAGGAGCAAGAGGUUAUGUUUAACUGCAACACUUUCAGGAAGGCAGUUGAGAAAGCAGCCUUUCCAGGAUCCUAGCAAGGAGGCGUGGCGCCUCUACAUAGAAUGUUUAGGUAAAAGACAUAUUUGAUGUGAUAGGCGGCUUUUCGGAAACAGAAGCUGGCUACUUUAUCACACUCGCAGGUCAUCCUCUGGCACAUUGUCUUUCCACCUGGAAGACAAAAAAAGCCAAAAGUUGAGAUAGAUCCACACAUCCCAGGAGCAGGGCUUAUCCACUUGUCUCUUUGCAUCUCUUACCGUUUCCAGCUGCGCCCCCUUGGCCUUAACAAACCUUUCCCCAGAGAGCCAAGAGCUCAUUGCUGUUAGGAGUGAGCCAGCAGUAAAUAACACGCAGCAAAAAAAGUUAGAAAAUCAGGAUCUGCACAGGGAUGCCAGGCCUAACGAGCACAGCAGCAGGUCUCGCCCCCAUGAGGCGGUUGUGGAGAUUGAAAGUCCCUGCCAUCCACAACUGCCUAAGUCUCCUCCUCUCCAGGGUUUCCCCCCCAAGCAAUCUCAGUCUAUGCUGGCAUGCCUGCCUUUGCUCCUCCCAUUUUGUGCCUCUCCUAGUCCUGGGAGAUCAGUGGGGAGAGGAACUUGUCGCAGCAGCAGGAGGAAACACCUGUGCUUCUUCACCAACCUGUCUCCUCUCUGCCUCUUGGCCUCCCUCAUCCCCUUCUCCUGCUGCAGCUUUUAGCUCUGAUUCUGGACUGCUCUCUGCCACAGACUCCCCCUGCUCACUAAGGCCUGUUACCUCUUCAGUUUUUGACACUUCCUCUUCCCAGUCUUCUUCCGACUUCCUCUGACAACUCAUCAUCAUCCCACCACCAAUCCCCUGGCUCUGAGCUUUCUUCCCCUGGGGGUUCCCCAGCUGGUACCUCCCACCAUUCCUCUGCGUCCAGCUAGUCUGUGACAAUUGCACUUUAGACAUACCCAUGAUUUCUGCCCAUACUUGUAAAACACUGAAAAGCCCCCACAUCCUUAUUGACUUAGUGCAUGCAUGUUUGCUUUUUGUUUGCUUGCUUUAGUUACCUUAUUUAGUUAACUUCCUAAUUCUUUGCCACACCUUUCCUUGAAGUAGGGAGGUGGGGAACCCUUUUCAGCUCGGGAGUCAGCUUCCAACAGCCGGCAGAGAAGCCCACUGGGGAGUGAAUUGGUUUUCUCACCCAUCUCUAGCUCUCAUCCAAGUAUCUGCGGCCACCCCAAACAUACUCCCAUGUUCACACAUACCACACACGAUUCCGCUGUUCCCGACUAAGUAGGUAUAAAGCUCUAGUUUAGGAUGGCAACCCAGUUUUUCCAUCUUUCCAUAGCAACAAUCAUGGGUAUGGCAGCACCUGGAAGCAGCACAGAUCAAGUCGAUUACUUCAGGCAGAAAGGAAGACAAUUAAGAGAGAGAUUAGAUACAUUCUCUGUUAUUCACGUUGUAGGGGGUUUUGGGGGCUGGGAUCAGUCUGGUUGAUGCUCCCAUAAUCCAGACUGAUUUUCACAGAGGAUGUUGCAGGUGUGCCACUCAUCUUGCUUUUCAGGCCAAGAGAGCUGGCAUUUGUCCACAGACAGCUUUCUGGGUCAUGUGGCCAGCAUGACUAAACCACUACUGGUGACAGAAGCCAGAGCACACCAAAACGCAGCAAAACCUAUUUAUCUACCUGCAUGGGUGUGUUUUUGAACUGGCUAGGUUGGCAGAAGCUAGGGCAGAGCAACGGGAGCUCACCCCAUCGCACAGAUCAACAAGCCCAAGAGGCUCAGUGGUUUAGACCACAGCGCCACAUGCUCCAGCAAUUGGGAAACACUGGUCUGUGAGCGCUCCAGUUGGAGAACAGCCUUUACCAAAGGUGUCAUGGACUUUGAAGAUGCUCGAACUCAGGACUGCAACUAAGUGAUGGGGCUUUCCAUUCUUGCAAAGCAGUUUCCCCACAUAUGAUGCAUU